AUGAUAAUAUUAACCAGUUAUAACCCACAAGUAGAUGAUAAUGUUAACAGUUAUAACCCACAAGUAGAUGAUAAUGUUAACAGUUAUAACCCACAAGUAGAUGAUAAUGUUAACAGUUAUAACCCACAAGUAGAUGAUAAUGUUAACAAUGAUAAUGCUAACAGUUAUAACUCACAAGUAGAUGAUAAUGUUAACAGUUAUAACCCACAAGUAGAUGAUAAUGUUAACAGUUAUAACCCACAAGUAGAUGAUAAUGUUAACAGUUAUAACCCACAAGUAGAUGAUAAUGUUAACAGUUAUAACCCACAAGUAGAUGAUAAUGUUAACAGUUAUAACCCACAAGUAGAUGAUAAUGUUAACAGUUAUAACCCACAAGUAGAUGAUAAUGUUAACAGUUAUAACCCACAAGUAGAUGGUAAUGUUAACAGUUAUAACCCACAAGUAGAUGAUAAUGUUAACCAGUUAUAA
Molecule: messenger RNA, 468 nt
Organism: Homarus americanus (American lobster)
Lineage: Eukaryota; Metazoa; Arthropoda; Malacostraca; Decapoda; Nephropidae
Product: insoluble matrix shell protein 4-like
Exons: 2
Coding region: 1-468 (155 amino acids)
Source: RefSeq, a predicted model, not a curated record